Messenger RNA from Triplophysa dalaica, 1125 nucleotides. It is a transcript of the gene rab20, whose product is annotated as RAB20, member RAS oncogene family. The transcript is spliced from 2 exons. Gene Ontology annotation, molecular function: GTP binding; GTPase activity. The coding region runs from base 234 to 965 and encodes 243 amino acids. NCBI's taxonomy places the organism in Eukaryota, Metazoa, Chordata, Actinopteri, Cypriniformes, Nemacheilidae. Gene Ontology annotation, biological process: intracellular protein transport. The record is from RefSeq and is a predicted model, not a curated record. Gene Ontology annotation, cellular component: endomembrane system.
CUCUUGCGUUGAAGAAUUGGUUUGGUUGUUAACUUUAUAGAAAGGAAACAGAACAUGACAAUCGUGUAGCACCGAAUAUACGCGAAUGUGCUUUGUUUUGCUAUGUCGUGUAUGGAGGAUGUUAAACCGGAGGAUGUUAAAUCUUGCACUUUAAAACAGACGCCCGUCAGCUGCGUUGUUUAUGUUGUGCUUUUAAAUCAUUGACUUUGCAUGAGUGGCAUGUGUUUGGAAUCAUGCCUCAAGCCACAAGGACCAAGAAACCCGACGUGAAAGUCGUCAUUCUGGGGGACAUGAACGUGGGAAAGACUUCUCUCCUUCACAGAUACACUGAAAAAAAGUUUAAGGACACAAUAAGCACCGUCGGAGGGGCGUUCUUCUUGAAACAGUGGGGACCCUACAACAUAUCCAUAUGGGACACCGCAGGUCGGGAGCAGUUCCACGGCCUCGGCUCGAUGUACUGCCGUGGAGCGGCUGCAGUCAUACUCACAUAUGACGUUACAAACUGGCAGAGCCUGGCUGAGCUGGAAAACCGCUUCCUGUCCCUGACCGACACUGCCAACGCUGACUGCAUUUUUGCCAUAGUGGGUAACAAGGCGGAUCUGACCGACACUCACGUUCAAGGGCCAGAAACAGACGGGGAGCAAGCGGAGGAGCCUCAUCCCGUCGUCACGUGUCCGACUUCUCCCGCAAUUCUGCACAAACAGGUGAGCAGGGAAGAUGCAAUUGCCCUGUACAGCCACGUGCUGCGCUAUAAAGGUCUGGAGGAGAAGGCCUGCCUGCCUGCGGACAAGAUGUGCUUUGAGACGAGUGCUAAAACAGGUUACAACGUGGACACUUUGUUUGAAUCUCUCUUUGAUCUUGUACUACCCUCCAUUUUGAAGAAAAGGAGCGAGGGGGAGAGCUCCACAGUGGACCUUGAGUCACCCAUGGAGGUCAAAACGAAUAAAGCAGGAUGUUGUUCCUAGUGCAGAGGAUUAUGGGAUUGUUGGGGUUUUUCAGUCAUUGCCAAAUGAGAAAUUAAUCAAAGAUAUUCAUAUUGAAAUAAAAUUACUUUUAGCUACUACUAUGAAAAAACAUUUCAGGACAGUAUUACAUUUUCUUUAUGUGAAUAAAAUGUUAAAAGCA